AUCUGGUCUGUUUGUUUAGGAGGAGAGCACGUCAAAGUUCAAUUUUCGAUUCAAUUCACUGCUUGCGUCCAGUAGCAAAACACCAAACAGCACACGGCCAAGGCGCUUGCUUUUCCACGCUGCCCCUUCAAGAUGCAGUUGAUAGUGAGAGUGGUCUGGGUGGCCUGCUGCCUACUGCUCAGUCCAGCGCUGGCUGCCAUCAAAGACCUCACGUCGCACUUUAGUCCCUCCGACCCGCAGCCCAGAGGCUUCCAGGCAGGGGAUAUGGACCACGUCCCCUUGGAGUUCCACAAGGAAAACACCAUCACCAACGACCUGCUCUUUGACGGCUUCGACGACCAAGAUUACAUUGAUUUUGACAAGAUCCUGUUGACGGGCAGUGACGACUACACCGAAGGAGACGAGAUUGACGAGAUCGCCACCCCCGCCCCGGACAUCGACAUAUUCGCCGAACCGUCCGACCCCGAAAUCCGCCGCGCCAGACUCCUGCGCCUCUUCCACGGUCGUUCGCGCCUCCAACGCCUCAACGUAGCCAACGCCCUCUUCGGCUUCAACCUCUAUCGGAGUCUCCGCAACGACGUCAACCAGAGCGACAACAUUUUACUGGCGCCGGCCGGGAUCUCCAUCGCCAUGGGCAUGAUGGCUUUAGGAGGCGGAGCCGCCACGCAGGAACAGAUCUACAAAGUUCUGGGCUUCGCCGAGUUUGUCAACGCCAGCAGUCACUACGACAACAGCACGGUGCAUAAGCUCUUCAGGAAGUUGACUCACAGGCUCUUCCGGAGAAACUACGGCUACACGCUGCGCUCCGUCAACGACGUCUACGUCAAGAAGAACGUCUCGCUGAAAGAUGCUUUCCGCGCCCAGACCAAGGCUUAUUACUUUGCCGAGCCGCAGUCGGUGGACUUUGCCGACGCGGCCUUUUUGAACAAAGCCAACCGUCGAAUCCUAAAGCUCACCAAGGGAGUGAUCAAGGAGCCGCUCAAGAGCGUGGACCCCCAUAUGGUGCUUAUGCUGCUCAACUACUUGUACUUCAAAGGCACAUGGGAACAGAAAUUUCCCAAAGAGAUGACCCACUACCGCAACUUUCGAACCAGCGACAAGACCAGCGUUCGAGUGCCGAUGAUGACCAACAAGGGCAACUACCUGGCCGCCGCCGACCACCAACUUGAUUGCGACGUCCUACAGCUCCCCUACUCGGGCCACAUCAGCAUGCUCAUCGCUUUGCCCAGGAAGAUAACGGGGAUGAGGAACUUGGAGCAGGAGAUCUCGCCCACGGUGGUCAACAAGUGGCUCGAUAACAUGACAAACAGGACCCGCGAGGUGGUGAUUCCUCGCUUUAAACUGGAGCGGAACUACGACUUGAUCGUCAAUCUGAAGGAAAUGGGGCUCACCGACUUGUUCCAGGACGGGGCAGACUUUUCCGGAAUGACCUCGGAUAAAGUCGGCUUGAACAAGCUUAAGCACCAGGGAAGCAUCACCGUCAACGAGGAAGGAACCGAGGCGGCCGCUCUGACCCAGGUGGGCUUCAUGCCCCUCUCUUCUCAGAUCCGCUUCGUGGUGGACCACCCUUUCCUCUUCCUCAUCUACGAGCACCGUACAAACUGCGUUGUUUUCAUGGGCCGAGUGGUCAACCCGUCAAAUAACUAAGAAAGACGCACUUCAAAUUGUUCCAGCCAAUGCUAAUGCCGGAGGUGGGGGAGGGGGGGGGGCAUAUCAAUUGACACAUGUUUGUUGGUGUAAAACGAGGAGAAAUGAU
This is a messenger RNA of Syngnathus typhle (broad-nosed pipefish), 1756 nucleotides long. RefSeq names its product serpin peptidase inhibitor, clade D (heparin cofactor), member 1 (gene serpind1). The transcript is spliced from 7 exons. The record is from RefSeq and is a predicted model, not a curated record. Gene Ontology annotation, molecular function: serine-type endopeptidase inhibitor activity. Bases 133 to 1647 code for a protein of 504 amino acids. Gene Ontology annotation, biological process: blood coagulation; negative regulation of endopeptidase activity. NCBI's taxonomy places the organism in Eukaryota, Metazoa, Chordata, Actinopteri, Syngnathiformes, Syngnathidae.